Molecule: messenger RNA, 1704 nt
Organism: Chinchilla lanigera (long-tailed chinchilla)
Lineage: Eukaryota; Metazoa; Chordata; Mammalia; Rodentia; Chinchillidae
Product: CD209 antigen-like protein 2
Exons: 7
Coding region: 84-800 (238 amino acids)
Source: RefSeq, a predicted model, not a curated record
AGAUUCAGGGAGUGAGGAACAGGGUGUGGGGCAUAAAAGUUGUGAUUCGCACCAGUCCUGAGCACUGAAGGACAGCGGUGAACAUGACAGACGCCAAGGAAGCCAAGGGGCAGCGGCUGGGGCCCCCGGAUGAAGAAGAGCUGAUAGCCGGUGGCCCCGGAAGUUUUAUGAAAGGCUUUGGCCUUUCUGGAUUCAAAUUCUCUGCAGGGUGUCUGGGAGAUUACUCCCUCCCCCUGGCCCUACAGCUGCUCGCCUUCACGUUAUUUGCUGGACUCCUGGUGGCCAUCCUUGUCCAAGUCUCCAGAAGCCCUAGCUUCCAGGAACUGGAGCUGGAACAGUCAAAGCAGGAGAAGAUCUACCAGGAACUCAGCCAGCUGAAGGCUGGAGUGGACAACCUGUGCCGCCCCUGCUCCUGGGACUGGACGUUCUUCCAAGAGAAGUGCUACUUCUUCUCCAAAUCCCAGCGGAACUGGAGUGACUCAGUGACCGCCUGCAAGGAGGCAGGGGCCCAACUGGUCAUCGUGGAGAGCGCCGAGGAGCAGAGUUUCCUGCAGCUGGCUUCUAAGAGUAAAGGCCACACCUGGAUGGGACUCUCAGACCUGAACAAGGAAUCCACGUGGCACUGGGUGGAUGGCUCACCUCUGUCUCUCAGCUUCAUGAAAUACUGGAACCCAAAGGAGCCCAAUAACUUGGGGGAGGAAGACUGUGCAGAAUUUGAUGGUGAUGGCUGGAAUGACGCCAGAUGCGAUAUCAACAAGUACUUCAUCUGUAAGCAAUCUGCAGCGUCCUGCUCUAACUGAUGGCCAGUCCCCCUCACGGCGCCGGCGGCUCCAACUUCCCUACCACAUCCAGAACAUUACCCACAUUUACGCCAGCUCCUUCUCUUAGUCUUUUGGCACUGAGUACUUACCGUAGAGCUGGGUCUCUUCUACACUUCUCACCAUCUGGAGGGCUUGGCCCCUGCUGUCCUUCCACCUUCCUCCCAGAUACGCCCUGACUGAGUGUCUGUCGUUCUGGCCCAUCUUUGCAAUCUAAUAUAGCUACAAGGUGUGGAAUACACCCAGAGACAAGUGUGUGCCCUUAAUGUGUUCCUCCCUCUUGCUGAUACCAGAGGUUGUUUUCGCAUUGCCGUGUGUAGCUCCUACCAUGUCUCCUGCAGCUUCAUCCCAUCCUCGUGUAUUUCCUUUCCAUGUAUUCAAUGUCUAUCCACUUGUCCUGCACCCCUACCUGGGGACUUUCUCUGGUUGCUGUAACUCUCCUAUACACCAAGAACAUGAGGGAAUGAAUCCCCUCAAAUGGGUGACUGGCUAGAGUUGACAUGUAAAUACCUUCAUUCCGAGCUUCCUUGGUUAGGACCCUGGUGAACCCUGAGAUGGUUCUUCCGUGUCUCCCAGCAAGAAGGAACUGUUGGCCAGACCGGAAGCUCUUCCUGCUGGCAGUUGUCACGCCUCAGCCCCUGCCCCCUGACUGCAGCAGGGAGCGCUCCUCCGAGGCUGGGCUGUUUCCUGGCACAGCUCUGUUGUGUAAGGGACAACGAGGACCUGGUCCUACAGGGCCAACAUGGGACAGCUCUGAAGGACCACUCGGGCUCCAGGGCUCCCCAGGCUGCCGUCGGACCUCCUCCUGGACCUAUUCCUCUGCCUGUUCCAGCUCCCUCCCUUGGAAAAAUAAAAGCACACAUUUGGUCUUUGUCUGGAUUCCUGA